Molecule: messenger RNA, 3309 nt
Organism: Ambispora gerdemannii
Lineage: Eukaryota; Fungi; Glomeromycota; Glomeromycetes; Archaeosporales; Ambisporaceae
Source: the annotation of a GenBank genome assembly
AUGAAUCCCGAUGACGAUAAUCUACCAUCAAACAAUUUAUUACCAAACAAUGGCAAAAACAAUGAAAAAGAAUCUUUACUAAGUGCAUCCGCUCUACUGCUCCGCACCAUUCGCGAUAUUUUGAUCCAAUAUAACGAUCAGAUCCUCAAAAAUCUCACCAAUGCUGUGAAACUUGACGAGUAUAAUUUACUCAAUGAAUGUGUACGGGGAAAGGCUGGAUCGAUUUUAAAGACGGUUCGAAUGAUUAAGGAUUCAAAUCCAUCGGCAUCGAAUGGACAGCAUAUAUACAGUGCUCUUAUCUUGAAUUCAACGGACUUCGCGGACGCUUUAAUAAAGUUUAUAGGCUUUGUUAAGGAUCAUUUGCCACAUAUUACUUUUGAAGAACCAUUUACAGACUGUUCAACUAUGGAUAACCCCAACACUAAUCUGAAAAAAAAGAUUUCGUUCAAGAAAAAAGUAUUGAAGAGCUUCAAAACAUUAAAACGAAGCGUUCCUUCUCCGUUGGGAUCACCAUCUUCUACACUCUCAUUUAGUAAAGAUAAGGAUAACGAUAAGGAUGAAAAUCAUCGUUCACGAUCAAAAAAAUUUUUGAAUAUCAAUGGCCAUUUAUUUUCGGGAAGAAGAUCAAAUGGGGAUUUAAGUGUCUAUCGAAAAAGAUCAGACAGCACCGGAUCAAAUGCUUCUACAAACUCCAAUGUAUCAUCCAUUGCUUCUGCCCGAACAAUGCCAAAUUUAAAUACACACAGCACUACCCCAAAUACCUCGCUGCCAAGUAACCCAAAGAAAUCAUUUAGAAAAAAACCUUUUCCUCAUCUACGCGUUGAGACUUCUUUUCACGGUUCCGAAGACGCCGAGAAUCAUCACCAACUACAGACUCUCGAAGAACAAAGUGAUGAAAUCGCACAAGAUAUUAAAGCUCUCGAAUUUGAUCACGGGGAACAAAAAUCUACUGGAUGGGCAAGCGUAACUAGCUCCCUUGAUAACACUCCUACCAGCUCAAAAUUUAAAGAACAAUUUGACGGAGUGCCAGCCCAAGUGCCGAGCGUUCCUUGGUUAGGAGGCCAUUGUCGUCGUCGUUUAUCGGACGCGUCAAUUGGAACUCCAAAUUCAACAAGAUCAUUAUACGCCCACGAAAAUUUAAGUACUAAAUCAGCAUUAAGCACUUUAGAAUCGUCAAACAGGAGUAGCAUUGAAGGGCACAACAGAAGCAAAACUAAGGAACAAAAAAAACGUCGAAGUUCCUCACACUCGAGCAUAAAAUCCUACCUUCUUAAACACAUUCAUCCUAAAUCGAAAAGGAAGUUCAACAAGAAAGGAAAAAGAAAUUAUUGGCCAGUCAACGAAUCUAUUUCUACGACUCCUACAAGUGUAGUCGAAUUCUCUGAUGCUCCGGAAUUCUCGCCUUCUCGAAGCUCAACCAGUUCGACAAAAAGCACCAGAUCAACAAAUCGUUUGUUUUCCUUAAAACGUCCGAAAGUGCCUCAUAAAAUGAGCAGUGAAUCUGAUCUAAGAUCAUUGAAAAAGCGAUGGGCCGAAUAUGAUGAUAAACCAUUAAGCACACAUCCUGAAGAAAUUAGGGAAAACUCUUCCAAUGAUAUUCGCAAUAAUAGCAUUAAUAAUGCUCAUAGCGACAUUGCAACAGAUGAUGGUAAAAAUGAAACGUUCUAUAGAAUUAUGAUGAAGAAAAGCUCUAGUAGUCUGAAUAUGAAGAAAAAACCUAGCUUAACUUCAUUGUUAAAACCGCAAAGUCUUUUUUCGACAUCGCAAAAUCGUGGGUCUGGGGACUUUUCAGAUUUCGAUGACGGAGACCUAACUCACUAUUGCAAUGCCCAUAGUAAAGAAGGUCUCACAUUGGGUGUCGUAGAUAAAAGACCUCAAAUCAUGCACGGUACAAUUGACAGUCUUAUUUCCUGGAUGGUAGAUGGAAACGGUCAGAAUUUGGAAUUUAUUGAUUGUUUCAUCCUUUGUCAUGGGUUCUUUAUGGAAUCACGAGAUUUUCUAGAGAAUAUGAUUUUAAGAUUUCAUUUACAGUCCCAAGAUAAUAACAAAAAUAACAACAAUUUGUCGAGCUACGUUCAAAUGAACGUUUUGACAAUACUUCACCGAUGGGUCGCUAUUCAAUCCGAAAAUUUCCAAGAUCAAAUUCUCUACGAAUGUCUUGCUAGUUUUCUUGACGAUGAUGUCAAAAACGCUGGAUUUCCUGCGGAAGCGGAUCAAAUCAAAUUGACGUUAAAAGAACAGUUAGGUGACAAUAGUCACGAUAAAUUACAAAAUGCGGCAAGAAUUUUACCCAUGAACGAUAACCACAACAAUGCACAACUUUUCAUGCCACCUUCUGACUUACUCGACACAUCACCUUUACUUGAUUACGACGCAAAGAAUAUCGCAAAGUACUUAACAUUUAUGGAUUAUAGUGCUUUCAAAUCAAUCACACUAUACGACUAUAUUACCGGGUGGCGGAAAAAACGGCAAAUGAUGGAACAUGGUACAAUUGAUAACGAACAUGAUGAGAUCUCACAAAAUCAUCAAGAGGCUGCAAGUCGCAUCGAUGAGUUCAUUAGGAGGUCUAAUAUGAUCAGCCACUGGGUGGCGUUCGAAAUAUGUAAAUUAAAAGAAGUGAAAAUGAGAAAGCAUAUGUUGCAGAAAUUCAUUGAAGUCGCAAAAUACUGUCGCCAAAUGAACAAUUUCCAAACAUCAAUGACGAUCAUACUCGGCUUAAAUUCUCGCUCAAUACGAAGACUCGAGGAAACCUGGGCGAAUCUUGCAAAUAAACAUAUUAUCACUUCGCAACAAAUUGAAAAGUUGUUGGAUACUUCGAAAAAUAUGGAUUAUUAUCGACAGGCAUUAGCAAAAUGUCGGCCUCCUGCUAUAAACUGGCAAAAAUUGCGUUUAUUGAUUAAAAACUUAUACGCAAUAAUUGGCCUACACUCUGAAACAUACAAAUUCACUUCUACGAAUACUACUAUCACUAAUUCUACUUUCGAGGAUAAAGAACCCAUGGACUCGUUUCCCUCGCCCGCACCUUCAAUUACAGACAGCAGCACAAUGCUUCAAUCUCCGUUCAGAAUAAGAUUCACAGCUUCCCUGCCAACAGACUCUUCGAUAUUCUCGUCGUCGCCAAAUCCGUUGAGUGGUAUCAUGCUUGACAAUAUAGGUGAAAUAAUAGAGCGGCGUAUCUACUUGGCUGCUGGGAAUCUGUUUCUUCCGAAUUCUGAUAAUAGUAGCAAUAGUAUUGAUUGUGAUAAUGAUGGUUCCGAAAAGCUUAUGGAGUUGUCAAGAAUCGCAGAGCCUGGUGAAACUAAAGAAUGA